Molecule: messenger RNA, 2427 nt
Organism: Oncorhynchus gorbuscha (pink salmon)
Lineage: Eukaryota; Metazoa; Chordata; Actinopteri; Salmoniformes; Salmonidae
Product: cyclin-dependent kinase 5 activator 1-like
Exons: 1
Coding region: 368-1261 (297 amino acids)
Biological process (GO): positive regulation of cyclin-dependent protein serine/threonine kinase activity; activation of protein kinase activity; brain development
Cellular component (GO): cytoplasm; protein kinase 5 complex
Molecular function (GO): protein kinase binding; cyclin-dependent protein serine/threonine kinase activator activity
Source: RefSeq, a predicted model, not a curated record
UCUUCAGACUUGAACAACUAAUCCUCGUUUAAGGAAUUAUCCCUGCUGCUUUUGACUCUCUCCGAACAUUCCCCGGGUGUGAAGGUCUGUCUGUAUACAGCUGACUGCUCGUGGGGUAGUGCGCUGCAGAGGGAGUGUCGUGUGAGAGUCGACCAUUGCCUCCUGGAAUUUCACUCAUCAAUAUCCACUCAAUUCCUAUGAGAAACUAUUUCCAUCUGUCAACGCAAUGGACCCGCAUAGUCAAUGGAUUUAAAUUUGCUGCUCUGAUUUGACCGCCGUCGUCUAGAACUACUUCUCCGCAAAAGCAAGGAACGCCGUCCGCAAACGAGGAACGCCGUCUCUCCAGGCCGUAGCCUACGCUGCAAGAAUGGGAACGGUGCUCUCCAUAUCUCCAACAUCGAAGAAGGAGGCUAUUCUGGAUGACAGAAAAGAGGGUGACCACGCAAUCAAAACGGGGAGCGUAAAGAACAAUUCCAUGCUUGUCCCAGUUCUAACAUUGAAGAAACUGUUUACGACAUCCACCAAGAAAAAUAGUUGUAAGAAAGUCAACCCGAACGCCGCACAGGUGAACAACAGCCACGUAGACCAGCAAAAUAAUGAAAAUAACAAAAAAUCCCAGCAAUCGAGUACGGAUGGUAAGAAAGCACCACUCGCUGUACCAGUGCCGGCGGUUCCUACCCAGAGCCUCGAACCUAACCAGCCCCAGGUUCCCUCUGAGAAUGUGACGCUUUCGCCUGUCCAAAAGCAACCUAGUAAAGUAGACCUCUCGCCGAGGCGUGUGAUUAUCCAGGCAUCGACCGGGGAGCUGUUGCGCUGUCUUGGCGAAUUUGUGUGCAGGAGAUGCUGUAAAGUCAAACUCACCUACAAUGAGGUCAUCCUAUGGUUCCGAAACGUCGACCGAACCCUUCUCCUCCAAGGCUGGCAGGACCAGGGAUUCAUUACACCUGCUAACUUAGUCUUCGUCUACCUGCUCUGUAAGGAAUCGAUACCCGAUGAUAUCGACAACGCAUCUGAACUCCACGGUAUCUUCCUGCUCUGUCUCUAUCUAUCCUACUCGUACAUGGGUUGCGAGAUAUCAUACCCUCUGAAACCAUUCAUGAUUAUGGAAAAUGAGGAUAAUUUCUGGGAUUGUUCUAUGAGCAUCAUCAAUAACACAAGUGCAAAAAUGUUGCAGUUAAAUGCAGACCCGCACUUUUUCACGGAGGUGUUUCAAGAGCUAAAAGAUGAAGGCGAGUCGAGGGACAAAGACUUGGACCGUUAAAUCAAAUGAGGGCUCCGAUGUAUGUUUCACGAAACCCCUGAAAUAGUGGUUCGAAUGUAAUAUUCAACAGUUUAAAACUAAUUGUAUUGCGUAACCACGGCUCAGUAUAUAUGCAUGUUGGCCUACAUUUAGAAUAAAAUCUCCUUUUUGUACACUUCUGCGAAUACUGUAGGAUAGUCACAGGGACUCCGUGGAUCAAUGGGAAAUCUGCAAAUGCAUAAAUGUGUGGGUAAUAUGGACGACUUUUAUAAUUGCCUUGAUGUUCACUUAUGGAGUUUUGUUGUGGGCAAAAGAAUAGCAUUAUGUUAUACGUCGAGAGGUGGAGCUAUCCAAGGUACUGGCGUAGCGUUUGCGCAUCGUAAACCUAUGCAAACACUUAGGACAUAAACGGGAAUGCACAAGGAAAGGUAUUCUUUAGCAUAAUUUGUGCCAAUUAUUACAAUAUUAAACACUGUGGUUUACAUCAUAUUUAUUUUUAACUAUUAUAGCAGAUUGUUUCCACUUGAAAAAAAAGUAUAUUUUCAUUUAAAAAAAUAAUUGUUGCCAUUUUGUUUAUGUACUUGUUGAAGUGACACAAAAAAAUAAGUUAUAAUGGUUUAAUGUAAUUUACCCUAUUUGUGAACUUGUAAUGGUGCAAUAGAUACUGGUCAAAGCUGGUGGUUGUUUUCAGCAUUUGUAGGUGCAUCUCUUCAAUCUACUGUUUCUCUGUGGCUCAGUGCUCUGCAUUGAAACAUUGGAGCCUGAGAGAAGGCCCUGGCAAUAUCAUGUAAUUGUCUUUUAUUUAAACUAGUGCAACAUUCACUAACAGUAAAGCAUUUAUGUUAUUUAGUGUCAAGGGUCAGAUGCUAGUGCUAGAAGGAACUGGACUGUUACCCCUACUGAUUGGUUCAGAAGAUGGACUUUUCAUCUGAUGAGCCACCGUGUUCACAGUUAGCUGAUCUGUUACUGUGGCUCAUUUGCAUAUGUUUUUUAAAAAUCAUACACGGCUUUCACUUGCACAAUGUGAUUUUAUGUGCUCAGAGCAAUCCGGAACAACUCUGGUAUAGCACUCCAUUUCUGGAGAGCUGUUCUCAAACAAACAUAAUGUAAUGUAAACAAUGUGACGAUGGACAAGUAUUGACAGUUCACUAGUGUAUGUUAUUGCUGUGGAAUUAAAGAACUUGAGA